Ruditapes philippinarum (Manila clam) is the source of this 5218-nucleotide messenger RNA. Its product is annotated as transportin-1-like. Gene Ontology annotation, cellular component: nucleus; cytoplasm. Gene Ontology annotation, biological process: protein import into nucleus. Lineage: Eukaryota; Metazoa; Mollusca; Bivalvia; Venerida; Veneridae. The coding region runs from base 62 to 2734 and encodes 890 amino acids. Gene Ontology annotation, molecular function: nuclear import signal receptor activity; small GTPase binding. The transcript has 22 exons. The record is from RefSeq and is a predicted model, not a curated record.
AAUAAUGUUAUUUUUAAAACAUUAAAAUACCGGAAGUUGACUUUGCUCAGAAAAAUCCAAAAUGGCGUGGCAGCCAGAAGAAAACGGUCUCGGGCAAAUUUUACAACUGUUAAAGGAGUCUCAGUCACCUGACAAUGCCACACAAAGAGCUGUUCAACAAAAACUGGAAGAGUUGAACAAGUUUCCAGACUUCAACAACUAUUUGAUUUUUGUCCUCACAAAGUUGAAGAAUGAAGAUGACCCAACAAGAUCCUUGAGUGGAUUAAUCCUGAAGAACAAUGUACGAGCCCAAUUUGAGAAGUUCCCUCCUGAAGUUGCCUCCUUCAUAAAGUCAGAAUGUUUGAACAGUAUUGGCGAUCCAUCCCCACUGAUCAGAGCUACCAUUGGUAUUUUGAUCACUACCAUAGUGGCGAAGGGUGACCUUCGUAACUGGCAAGAAUUGUUACCAGCACUAUGUCAGUGCUUGGAUUCAGAAGAUUAUAGUGUUUGUGAGGGAGCAUUUGGAGCUUUACAGAAAAUUUGUGAAGACUCUGCAGAGGCCCUGGACAAUGACCCUUCACGACCCUUGAAUGUCCUCAUUCCAAAAUUCCUGCAGUUCUUCAAACAGCCUAGUCCUAAAAUCAGGUCACAUGCUAUUGCCUGUGUAAACCAAUUUAUCAUCAGUAGAACACAGGCCCUGAUGGUACACAUAGAUGCAUUUAUAGAGAACUUGUUCUUCCUGGCGUCUGAUGAAGAUACAGAAGUGAGGAAGAAUGUUUGCCGUGCUCUUGUAAUGCUGGUGGAGGUCCGAAUGGAUCGAUUGAUGCCGCAUAUCAACAGUAUUAUAGAGUACAUGAUGAUGAGAACAACAGAUGAAGAUGAUACCGUGGCUCUGGAAGCCUGUGAAUUCUGGCUAUCUCUGGCAGAACAGCCCAUCUGUAAAGAGGUUCUUACAUCACAUAUAGAAAAACUUGUACCUAUACUUGUUAAAGGAAUGAAAUACAGUGAAAUUGACAUCAUACUUCUAAAGGGAGACGUUGAGGAAGACGAGAUGAUUCCAGAUAAAGAGUCGGACAUUAAACCUCGGUUCCAUAGAGCCAAGUCUCAUACACACAAACACCAAGACGGAGAAGAGGGAGGUGGUGGUGAUGGUGACUCUGAUGACGAUGGUAUGGAUGAUGACGACAGCCUCUCAGACUGGAACCUAAGAAAGUGUUCUGCAGCAGCUUUAGAUGUCCUUGCUAACGUAUUUCGAGAGGACAUCUUGCCUAUACUGCUGCCUAUUCUCAAAGAAAUCCUCUUCCAUUCCAACUGGGAGAUCAAAGAAUCCGGUAUCUUGGUCUUGGGUGCCAUCGCUGAAGGCUGCAUGAAUGGAAUGAUUCCACAUUUACCGGAACUAAUACCGUAUCUGAUUGGCUGCUUGUCUGACAAGAAGGCUCUUGUGCGAUCAAUUACAUGCUGGACAUUGAGUAGAUACGCACACUGGGUGGUUGGUCAGCCACAUGAUAUGUACCUGAAACCUCUUAUGACAGAGUUACUUAAGAGAGUAUUAGACGCCAACAAGCGUGUCCAAGAGGCAGCCUGCUCAGCUUUUGCUACUUUGGAAGAGGAGGCUUGCACUGAGCUUGUACCUUAUCUAGGAUUCAUUUUAGAAACAUUAGUCUUUGCAUUUAGCAAAUACCAGCAUAAGAACCUGCUGAUUUUGUAUGAUGCCAUAGGAACCUUGGCAGAUUCUGUUGGUCACCAUCUAAACAAACCUGAGUAUGUGAGUAGACUUAUGCCACCACUGAUUGACAAAUGGAAUGUUCUCAAAGAUGAAGACAAGGAUCUCUUUCCUUUACUAGAGUGUUUGUCUAGUGUAGCGACAGCGUUACAGUCUGGUUUUCUACCAUAUUGUGAACCAGUCUAUAGAAGAUGUGUUUCCCUGGUGGAGCAAACUCUUAGUCAAAACUUGGCCAGUAUGCAGAACCCAGAACAGUUUGAUCCCCCAGACAAGGACUUUAUGAUUGUAGCACUUGAUCUCUUAAGCGGACUCGCCGAGGGCUUGAAUCAACAUAUAGAGAGUUUAGUGUCGGAUAGUAAUAUCUUAAAACUACUCUACCAGUGCAUGCAAGACCCUAUGCCAGAAGUAAGACAGAGUUCAUUUGCUUUGCUAGGGGAUCUAACUAAAGCCUGCUUUCAACAUGUUAAACAGUGUAUAGGUGACUUUAUGCCUAUACUAGGCCAUAAUUUAAACCCGGAAUACAUAUCUGUGUGCAAUAAUGCUACUUGGGCUAUAGGAGAAAUAUCUAUAAAAAUGGGAGCUGAUAUGAAGGAGUAUAUACCAGUUGUGAUAGGAAAUCUUAUAGAAAUUAUUAACAGACCUAAUACACCCAAAACACUACUAGAAAAUACAGCAAUUACGAUUGGUCGCCUUGGUCUAGUGUGUCCUGCCGAAGUAGCGCCUAAUUUACAGCAAUUUAUUCGUCAGUGGUGUACGUCACUACGUAAUAUACGGGACAAUGAGGAGAAGGACUCGGCUUUCCGUGGAGUGUGUCACAUGAUCAGCGUAAACCCAGGAGGUGUCGUACAGGACUUUAUAUUUUUCUGCGAUGCUGUUGCCUCUUGGGUACAUCCCAAACAAGACCUCAAAGAAAUGUUCUACAAGAUCUUGCAUGGAUUCAAGGAUCAGGUUGGAGAAGAGAAUUGGAAGAAAUUUUCAGAUCAAUUCCCAGUACCUCUACGAGAGCGGCUUGCUGUCCAAUAUGGGGUGUGACCCCUUCUUAUAUAAUGGUCUUGGGGUAUUUCUGGGCAUCCUCUUAAUUGGGCGGGAGGCGGGAGGGUUUCACUCCAGUAAAGCCUACAUUGGGUCCUAGAGGGUCGGUCAUCGCGUAGGGAGGGCGGGAGGGAGCAGAGGGAAGGGCCUCUGUUGCUACUUAGCUCCAAGGGAUAAGGCGGUAUUCUCGCGGAACCGUCAUUACUUAACUUCGCGCAUGGGUGGGACGCGUCACAGGGUGGGAACCAUUUUUUUUUACCAUCAUAAACUGAGAAUCAUCCGUUGGCUCACUCUUCACUGAGGAGGAAUGAAUGGUUAAGAAAAGACCUAUAAUAUGAAAGAGAAAGCCUCGUUCACAUAUGAAAAAUAAAGACUUUUUACUCCAGAGAUAAUAUAUAUACAGUUCUUACAGUUACAAGAGAAUCUGACAGCUUUGGAUACAAUACAUUGAACAGCUUUGGAUAAAAAGUAUUAACUGGAAAUAGAUAAAAACGGGCUUGAAUCGAUAAGCUUGCAUAAUUUUUUUUCAAACGUCAUUUCAGAAUAAUAGUCUCUUUGAAUAAGUCAUUUUUGUACCAUUUUCCUUAGGAGAUAAUUCGUUGAUGUGACUUCGCGCUUGGGAGGUUCACGCGAGGGUUCUUUCUUACUUAAUAAGAUAAAACAUGUUCACGCGAUGGGUUAAUCCGCGAUUUUUUUUUUUAAUGGGAAAUAAUUUUGGGACAUUAAGGGUCAGGGUUAAAGUUCACAUCAGUUAAGUAUCUUCUUUGAAAAUGGUUUUUUGUUGUACAAUGGAUACAUUUGUGUAAAAUCUUUGAGUUUACUUGAGAGUAAUUUGAAAGUUGCCAUAUGACCUGAACAUUGUGACGGUGACUUGAAAACAAAACUCAAAAAAAUAAACAAAGUGAUGUAGAAUUAUUUAAAACGGAAUAUUGUUAAACUUGUCAGCAAUCAAAUUAUGUUGAUGCAAGAGUAAAUUACUUUAAUGUAAUAGCAUUUGGCUGAACUCGAAUGUCAAUAUUUGUUAAGAAUUUUAACUUCAUUAAUCUCAUUUUGCACUCCACCAGUUUUCUGACGAUAUAGAUAAUAAAUGUAUCCAUAGUGCUCAACUCAUGUAUAGGAAAAUCUUAUGUAGCUCACUUGUACAUUUCUACAGUACAUGUAUGUUUGUAUUGCUGUCUAUUAUACCAAUACACAUGUAUGUACACAUAUAUACCCAGCUUCGAGUUAUACUAUAAUGCCUCAGAAAAAAAAAAAUUGUAUGUUCUACAAUUAUCUUGUUCUUUGAAAGGAUUGUUUUUUGACAGAUGGUAUUGAUAUAUUAUGUUUCAUUGAACUAUUUUACACUCGUACCUGUUUUUUUUUCCUGUCAACUUUUCAAAAGAAAUCCGUAUAAAGCCUUUUUCCAACUUGAUGCAUUUUGUAAAGGAUAUGUCAACAUUAUCAUUUGACAUGUACAAGGUUAUUUGAAGAUUUUGUUUGAUAUGAUAUGAGAAAAUAUGAAUUUGAAAUAAUACUAAUUCUUACCAGUACCAUGUUUACAUGUUUUGUAAAGUGGGGUGUUUUUAGUUAUCGCACCUUUCAACUUAAGAAUCUGUCUAUAAUAUUGUAUUGUACUACCAUACCAUAUUAUUCCAUUCAACAUGUACAUGUAUAUACUUCAGUUGUUUGCCUUUGGUUUUAUUCUGUGACCAUGCAAACAGUAACAAAGAUAAUAAAUAUUCAAAGUUAAAAAACAAAAAGCCAAUUGUUAUUAUCAGUAAUUCAGUUUUUUCAAUACAGUUUCGCUUACUGCUCUCCCUGUAUACCAUGUGACGUCUAUGUUGAGGUUCCAUUUCUUAUUGUACGCAACGCGAGAUGUGGUGCGACCACUUGCCAUGUUAACAUGGGGUGGUGAGAGGCGCAGUGGUCAGCACGUUUGAGUUUUCCUUGUUCUUUAUAGGACAAGCAAGUCUUGUAUCUUUGUUGGUGGUUCACAUUUUUUUUUUCCGUGCAAAUUUUAUAUGAUAUUGUAUGAAUUGAUUUAAUUGAGAUUAAGGACAGAGGUGUAAGUAAAUAGGAAUUUGUACUUGUUGUGUUGUGUUUUUUUUUUAAUUGUUAAAAGUUAUUUGCAGUUUUCUUUUGUACUGAUGGCACUUUUAUAUUAAAAAAUCUCGACUUAAAAAAAAAGAUUUGUAUUAUUUUUGAAAAAAAAAAUUAAAAUAUUUCAGAAUCACAAGUCUAAAAGCAGUAUAGAUUUUUUCAAGUUUUUAAUGUAUCUUAUGUAUAUAAUUUGACAAAGGGUUGGCUUUAUUUAUAGAUUUUAUACUGGUUUGUUCUCUGAGCUCCAACAUUUCGAUCAUAAUUUUAUCACACAAGAACUGAUGACCUUUAAUUGCUGUCUUUCUUUAAUGGACUUCACCAUCUUCCAUUUUUGGAACUGUCCAUUUUCAACUUUGGGGAAGAAAAAUUAAUUUUGUCAAUGAAAAUAGGUUAAGUCUAGAUGAU